Messenger RNA from Zootoca vivipara (common lizard), 7518 nucleotides. It is a transcript of the gene SLITRK6, whose product is annotated as SLIT and NTRK like family member 6. Lineage: Eukaryota; Metazoa; Chordata; Lepidosauria; Squamata; Lacertidae. Gene Ontology annotation, molecular function: protein binding. Gene Ontology annotation, biological process: positive regulation of synapse assembly; axonogenesis. Gene Ontology annotation, cellular component: plasma membrane. The record is from RefSeq and is a predicted model, not a curated record.
AGUCUCUUUAUUUACGCCUACUACCUCCCAGCCUCUGGCAAUCUGACUAAUAACAAACUGAGCUAACAAGAAAGACUCUCCGAGGGGAGAGAGAGGGGGGAGCGACGGAGAAAGAGAGAGCGUGGAUCGCAGCAGUUUGGAUCCUUAAAGCAUCUAAAGAUACAUACUGCGUUUCUUGCAAAGCCAGGAGUGAUCGCUUGAAGUCCUGCGGAGCGCUGGGUUUAUUUCCUGCAUCCCGAAGCUCGCAAAUGGUUAACUACGUGCAGAAAGUCAGCCUAGCUGGGAAGUCUGCUGUGAAUUUUAAUUGAGCAAAAGGGACAACUGUUUACAGGAUGGUGUAGUGGGUUCUGUUUCUCCCUGGCGUCGUUCUACCCCUCUCCACCUCCUGCAAGAUUUUAUUAUUAUUAUUAUUACACCCCCCCCCCCGCUCUCAGUCAAAAAUGAUCUGUCCUGCUUCGGAUCUAGGAUUGUAACUUCAAGGAACUGCAGCCACGCUUGAGAUCUCUGCAAAGAGAGACCUUAACCUAGGUUGGUGGGGGACUGGAAAGGGCUCGUUUUGGAGAUUACAAGGAAGGGGAUUGUAUACGAAGAGCGACUCUGUGCAUCGCCGGCUGUGUCAGUGGGUGUAGCUGCUGUACAGAAGCUGCUGGAUGACCAUGAAGCUCUGGAUAAUUACGUUAAGUUUGAUGGGGGUUGCUUGUGAUGUACUACAGUCCAAACCAGCUUUACCUUCAACUAUUGGCUCUUGUGAUAUGCUGUGUUCUUGUGAGGAAAAGGAUGGUGUCUUUAAUAUAAACUGCGAAGAAAGAGGCAUCAAGGAGUUAUCGCAAGUACAUGUUCCACCAUCCCGGCCUUUCCACCUUAGUCUCCUCAACAACAGUUUGACCAUGUUACAUGUGAAUGACUUCUCCAGCUUCAUCAACGCUCUCUCACUCCAUCUUGGAUUUAACUACAUUGUAGACAUUGAACCAGGAGCAUUUAAUGGACUAAGUCUCCUUAAGCAACUUCAUAUCAAUCAUAACUCGUUAGAAGUACUUAGGGAAGACACAUUCCAUGGGCUGGAGAACUUGGAAUUCCUUCAAGCCGACAACAAUUUCAUCACAAUAAUUGAAUCAAGUGCCUUCAGCAAGCUCAACAGGCUAAAGGUGCUCAUUUUAAAUGACAAUGCCAUUGAGUUUCUUCCUUCCAACGUAUUUCGCUUUGUGCCAUUAACUCACUUGGAUCUCCGUGGGAACCAGCUGCAGACUCUACCUUAUGUUGGUUUUUUAGAACAUAUUGGUAGAAUUCUAGACCUUCAGUUGGAAGAUAACAAAUGGGUCUGCAAUUGCGACCUGGUGGAGUUGAAAGCUUGGUUAGAAAACAUGCCUCCUCAGUCCAUAAUAGGUGAUGUUGUAUGCCACAGCCCUCCCAUUUUGAAAGGCAGCAUUUUAAGCAGAUUAAAAAAAGAAUCCCUCUGUCCCACUCACCCUACAAAUGAUCUUGAUGCCCCAUCAGGGUCCUUACCCUUGGUGGUUACCACGUCAAUAAGUGAUAGUCACUACUCAACCAAGGUAAUACCUAUUUUUAGGGUUCCUACCAGGGAAACUGCUUUAACACUUCACGUAACAAAGCCAGCUACUCUGCUUCCUGGUGUAUAUUGUCCGAUCCCUUGUCAGUGCACUAGCAAUAUCCUUUCAGGGAUUUUAAUGCAAUGCCAGGAACAAAACAUUGAAAGCCUGUCAGAUUUAGGGCCUCCUCCUCCAAAUCCUAAAAAGCUUAUACUAGCUGGAAAUAUAAUUCAGACAUUACUGAAAUCAGACCUUGUAGACUAUGGCAGCCUAGACUUGCUUCACUUGGGAAGCAACCGUAUUGAAAUACUAGAAGAAGGAUCCUUCCUCAAUCUCACCAGAUUGCAGAAAUUAUAUCUCAAUGGGAAUCAUCUCACCAAGCUGAGUCGUAAUUUAUUUUUAGGCCUGCAGCGCCUUGAGUAUUUGUAUCUUGAAUAUAAUUUCAUCAAGGAGGUCUUACCGGGGACAUUUCAUCCCAUGCCUAAACUAAAGGUCCUUUAUUUAAAUAAUAACCUUCUUCAGACUUUGCCAGCCCACAUUUUUUCUGGAGUUCCUCUAGCCAGGCUAAAUCUGAAAACCAACCAGUUUGCACAUUUGCCUGUAGGGAAUGUCUUAGAUGAUCUGGAUUUACUCGUACAACUUGAGCUAGAAGACAACCCUUGGGAUUGUACUUGUGACUCAGUUGGGCUGCAGCAAUGGAUACAAAAGCUGAACAGAAACACAAUGACGGGCGACAUUUUCUGCACAUCUCCAAGGCAUUUAGCUAAAAAGAAACUGAAAUCUCUGAAUAGUGAUGUGCUAUGUCCCGGAAUAAACAGCCCAUCUUCCGCAACUCAUGCUAGCUUCAUAGAUGUCACCACGUCACCAACCACCGCCAAUACGGCAGACACUAUUCUGCGAUCACUUACCGAUGCCAUUCCUCUUUCGGUUUUAAUCCUGGGGCUUUUGAUAGUCUUUGUAACCAUCAUUUUUUGCGCAGCUGGGAUCGUCGUCCUUGUUCUACACCGGCGGAGAAGGUACAAAAAGAAGCACGCAGACGAACAGAUGCGGGACAACAGCCCAGUGCAGCUUCAGUACAGCAUGUAUGGUCACAAAACGACACACCACACCACUGAGCGCCCGGCCACAAGCUUGUAUGAGCAGCGUAUGCUCAGCCCCAUGGUGCAAGUUUAUCGAAGCCCAUCUUUCAGCCCCAAAUUUACAGACCAUCAACAGGAGAUGAAUGACAAGGAGAUGAAUGAUUCCAAACAUCUCCGCAGAGGCCUCUUGGAGAGGGAGCACUCCUCCCCUCUGACGGGGUCAAAUGUCAAAUAUAAAGCUACAGACCAAUCGGCUGAGUUCCUUUCCUUCCAGGAUGCCAGCUCCUUGUACAGGAACAUUCUUGAGAAAGAAAGAGAACUUCAGCAACUAGGGAUAACUGAGUAUCUACGGAAAAACAUAGCCCAGUUACACCCUGAUAUGGAGGUACACUAUCCAGGAGCUCACGAGGAACUAAAGCUAAUGGAGACACUCAUGUACUCCAGACCAAGGAAAGUUUUACUAGAACAGACUAAAAAUGAAUAUUUUGAACUCAAAGCCAACCUGCAUGCUGAACCUGAUUACCUGGAGGUCUUGGAACAGCAAACAUAAAAGGGACCCUUUUUUGAAGGAUUAAGUCGAAAACUCUUCUAUCUUAACUCGGAACUUGUAAAUAAAAGUGCCUUAUAAUAAUGUGUCGUCAAUCAGAACUUUAAGCACAGUAGUAAUCCGAGUGAAAAGAAACUCUCAGGGAUAACUGUGUGAAGCCAUGGGGAAAUUUGCAGGCUCUGUGUCUCAUCCUCACAUUAAAUGUGAUCUUUGGGCAACUGGAUUCUGGGAGGAAGUUCAGCUGGCCAUAUUCCUCGAGACCUGCAUGGCAAUCCCUCAUUUUGUCCGCUUAGAAAAGAGAGAAAAAAGCUUGAAGCAUUGGUUACUUUUGUACCCUGGACCUAGACACUAAAUUUUCUUUUAAAUGCACCUCUAUACCUGGUUCCAAGAAGCUAGUGUAUAUUGGUUAGGAAUUAGUUCACAUGUAUGAGUAUUGUCUAUGGAUUGCACAUGAGAUUGCCACAUAAUAAAUACAAGAUAAAUUACAUGAUUUUUAAACAGAUAUUUAACUGUACACCCCCAAGGUCUGCCAGUAUUUAAGUACUUUUUAUUUGGAAUGUUAUUUAUAUAUUUUUAGAAAAAAACCCUGUUAGAAUAUUCAGAAGGAGGGGAAAGCUGUGUACAUGUUUUAUCUAGGAAUCCUAAAAGACAUAAACAAAACUCUCUUUUUUGGUUACUUUCCCUAGUAGGCAAUUUUAAUUGUUUUUUGGACAAUCUUCAAUAUAAUGCUGCUAUAGAGUUCUGUGCACCAUUGGUUUGGCACUCAUACCUGAGGAAAUUUGGAAAGCUACUGAGAAUUUAUUGUAAAUAUAUUAGUAAAUCAAUGAGCUGGGUUAUAAUUAUUAUUUAUAUGAUUGGCUCCUGUUAUGGUUGUGGAUACUUCAGAUGAAACAUCAAUUCACUGUGGUGAGUUAAAUGUCACAUGCAAAUAAGUACACCAAUGAGCAAUGAGAUCUUAUUUGUGUAUCUGUAUAAAUACUCCAUAUUUGCUACAAUUACUCAGCAAAAGAGCUUUCAUCAGGUCCGGUUUGAAAGUGAUACCAAGCACUUUUAAAAAAAAAGUACAUGUGCUCGGUUUGCAACUUGUUUUAAAGCAAAUCGCUGGAAUCUAUAUUUACAAUGUUAGCAGUCCAGAAUCUUGGGUAUGUGUCAUGUUAAUGCUGAACAUAUAUAGUUGCCAGUGACUAAGCUGGGUCCCAGCCAUUGAUUUGUCCGCAUGCUUAAGCAUGCUUACAUGAAAGCAAGUUCUGUCAGGCUGUUUCGGCUAUCACACUGCAACUGUCCCGUGUUUUCUGAUGAGUAUGCACUCGACAAGGAGGUACGAUCAAUUCUAGCUCUCGGACGGCUACAUCUGUGUUUUUGCACACCCGUCCGUUGCAUACUCAAGCCACAUUUUCGGUGCACACGCCCAACAACUUAGAUGCAAACCCAAAAAAGGGAAAAUAAUGCGAGCAGCCUGGCAGAUGUUCUGUGGAAAUCAAUGGGAUGUACUUCACAAAGAUGCUCCAGAAGAUGAAGGUGACAUGAAGCACGACAGCUUUAUUUUACUACAAAGCUUAGUUUGGUUUAUAUGAACUAUUUAUUCUGUACAAUUUGUAUCUAUUUCAGUUCACAGUUACUAUUAUUAUUCUUGGGUGCCUUUCAAGAAAAUCAAAGAACUUCUAGCUAUAAAUAAAAAGAUGACAAUAAAUGGUUUUUUUUUAAAUAAAAAAGAUAAUGCACCCCCCCCCCGAAAAGUUCCUUUUUUAAAUAAAAAGACAUUGGCAAGACCUGCACGCACAAGUUCAGAUCUGUUCAGAAAUCAAAUGGGAGGCUUCAGUCCGUCGUCAUGCAUACAGAAGUAUCUUGUUCUGGGUGCAAGAAGGCAGUUUAGUGCCCAUGCAUGACUGACACAGUGCCAAAUUGUUACUCUGACCUGCAUUUCCCCUCCUGUUUAAGCUCGUCUUUUGUGAACCAGCUACACUUUGAUGGAUUCAUUCGCCCCCACUUCUGGCACUGACUAUUUAAGGCUGAAUGGUUACAUACUAUAAAAAAUGCAUUGUUAAAUCAAUUCAGCCGUAAGUAGUUUAAAAGUCGUUAGAAAACAGGAAGUGUUGCCUACAAGAUUCAUACCCAUUUGUAAUCAAGAAAUAAAGCAUCAUAAUUAAGCUUCCAGAGGUUUGCUUAUGUAGCAUCUGACAUAAAUGUUAAUUUCUCUGCAGUGUCUUGACCUUCUAAAGUAACAGCCUCUCUGCGGAGAAGAAAAGGAAAUAUUUGUACCAGAUACUUUAUUCACGCCAAUUGGCACAAUGUUGCAAUGUCUUUCACGAAAUUCAGACUGUAGCCCUGCAGCUUGAUCAUUGAUUUCACAACCAAAACUAUAGGCUCCUACGAAUAAACAGGGAGAUCACACUUUUGUGGUAAUGUGAUAGGCAUGAAAACACCUGCUGCAUUUAUCAUGGGGCUGCCAUGGAAAUAAUCUCUACUCACCCCUGCCUGUGGGUUCUGAAUAGAGAAUUUUAAAUAUUCUUUCAUGAGACACUCACUACAGGAUAUUCAAAUUGAGAAACAUGGAGAUGCAGAUGUGAUGUCACACUACAUGAUGAGUACUUUGAUUAUUAUUUUUCCCCGCUUGGAGAAAGAAGAACUUGUUGGAGAUAAGCUGGUUUUGGUGCUGUUCCCUUAUUUUUAGUAAUUCGCUUUGGCAAAAGAAACUGACUACAGUGGUACCUCGGUUUAUGAACACAAUUGGUUCCGGAAGUCUGUUCAUCAACUGAAGCGUUCAUAAACUGAAGCGAACUUUCCCAUUGAAAGUAAUGGAAAGUGGAUUAAUCCGUUCCAGACAGGUCCGCGGAGUACUCAACCUGAAGCGUACUUAACCUGAAGCAUGGGUGUAAUUGGUUCCGGAAGUCUGUUCAUAAACUGAAGCGAACUUUCCCAUUGAAAGUAAUGGAAGUGAAUUAAUCCGUUCCAGAUGGUUCCGCGGCGUUUGUAAACCGAAAAUUCGUAAACCGAGGUGUUCAUAAACUGAGGUUCCACUGUACUAAUAAAGAUACUACUACUAUUAUUAAUAAGUUGUAGUUAGAGAAGGGGAAUAAAUUUGAUGCAGUUCACAUUUAAAGGUGACCUUACCAAGCCUUCACUUUUUGAAACAAUAUGUGAACCAAAACGCAGCCGCCCUUCAAAACUCACACUUCUCCAAAUUUUGCAAAGCAGUUCUCCUGCCAAGUGAUGUGUACAAGAAUACAUAUAUUAGGGUAAAGUGUGCCUAUAAAUGCAUAUAUUAGAAAUAUGCAAAAAUACAUUGCAUAGAGGAAAUUCCUUUAUAAAUAUAGAUACAAAAUGUAAAAUGUGAAAAUUCACACUAAAAUGCUGAUGAAUUUUCAUGAGAACUUGUGUGGAAAUGUGGAGAACUGAACUUAAGGUUAGAAAAGUAAGAAACUGAGAGAAACCCAAAUCUACCCAUUGCUGGCAGAGGCACCUAUUGUUGAUAAUGCACAUGCAUUCUUUGAGUAAGACCUAUUGAAUUCAAUGCAAAUUUCUACUGAGUUCACAUCUAUUGAAUUGCUUUGCAUUGCUGUAAGCUUGAAUGUAUUGACCUGGAGGUAAGUGACAUUAAAUGCUUGCUUCUGCUAAAACAAAUGUAGGAUUGUUCUAUAAAUAUUAAGGCUGGGGCAAUAAGCUCCCUCCAGUUUCUGAAAAUGUCUGCCCCUAUCACAUCAUUUUAGAGGUGUUCAACUUAGCAGUGUGAUAAGCAAGAAGCUGUGAAGAGAUGAUGUGUCGUUCCCCCCCCCCCCCGGCUAUGUGGAUGUUUUAUUGCAUUUACUGCAUUUAUGCACAUAUGGGCACACUCCCCGUUUUUCAUGUUUUGCAGACCUCACUUGUUUUAUGGACUGCACACAUAUUCCUGAUUAAUACAAUGCUCACUUUGAUUUCUCCCUCCCCCCACAAAAUAUAGUCAUUCCUAUUUCACUGCUGAUGCAUAAGGAGUUCCUUAGGAUAGUGUCUGAGCUGAUUUUUUUACUUAUUAUAUUUUUGCAGUCUUAUAAAGCAGAGUUAAGACUGACUCACACACUGAAUAUCUUCUAAGGGCUUGCAGAGGUAACAGGUGCUGUUCAAGACCAGUCCUACUCAGGGUAGAUCCAUUGAAAGCAAUGACCAUGACUAACUUAAGUUCAUUCAUUUCAGUGGGUGGUAUUCAACCAAGCAAGGUUGGCUUGUCCCAUUUCAUCGCCUGAGGUGAAUUGGGAAGCUGCCCCUUGUCCCAACUGAAGUCUCACUUACUGGGGUCAUGCAGUUGUGGGAGGUGGCUUCUGCAGCGCCGUCUUAAGCGCCCCUGUCGCCAUGGUGCGCUGGAUCUCUCCGG